This is a messenger RNA of Oncorhynchus masou masou (cherry salmon), 3508 nucleotides long. Its product is annotated as protein phosphatase 1 regulatory subunit 12A-like. Bases 75 to 2960 code for a protein of 961 amino acids. Gene Ontology annotation, molecular function: phosphatase regulator activity; enzyme inhibitor activity; protein kinase binding. Gene Ontology annotation, biological process: signal transduction. The transcript has 23 exons. The record is from RefSeq and is a predicted model, not a curated record. NCBI's taxonomy places the organism in Eukaryota, Metazoa, Chordata, Actinopteri, Salmoniformes, Salmonidae. Gene Ontology annotation, cellular component: cytoplasm.
GACAUCCCUAAUGCAGCUCUACUUUGGCUCCGCCGGCAACAUGUACUGAAUCUACCCGGGAGAGACCGAGGAAGAUGGCGGCGACUGAUCGUUCCCGAUCCGAAGCUGCAAAACAGCGACGGCAGGAUCAGUUACAGCGAUGGCUAGGCUCGGAAACCGAUCAGACGGGACCGGGGACGCGGGACGGGUCGACGGGAACCGGAACGCGGAGGGCCCGGGUUCGGUUCGCUCAGGGAGCCGUGUUUAUGGCAGCCUGUUCGGCCGGGGACAGAGAGGAGGUAGCGGUGCUCCUACGACAGGGCGCUGACAUCAACCACGCCAAUAUAGACGGACUGACCGCGCUUCAUCAGGCGUGUAUAGAUGAGAAUGCAGAGAUGGUCCAGUUCCUGGUGGAGAGUGGGAGUGAUGUGAACCGGGGGGACAACGAGGGGUGGACUCCCCUCCACGCUGCUGCCUCCUGUGGGUUCAUACAGAUCACCAAGUACCUGAUAGAGCACGGUGCACGUGUGGGGGCGGUGAACAGUGAAGGAGAGCUUCCUCUGGAUGUUGCCACUGAGGAUGCUAUGGAGAGACUGCUGAAGGGAGAGAUCAAGAAACAAGGGGUGGAUGUAGAUCUGGCGAGGAGGGAAGAGGAGCGGGUGAUGCUGGCGGACGCCAACGCGGUGCUGGCAGGAAGUGGCGUGCUGACACCUCACCCCAACACCAAGGCCACAGCGCUGCACGUGGCCGCGGCCAAGGGCUACAUAGAGGUCAUGAAGGUCCUGCUCCAGUGUGGUCUGGACUUGGACAGUGGUGAUGUGGAUGGCUGGACAGCCCUGCAUGCUGCAGCUCACUGGGGACAGCAGGAGGUGUGUUCUCUGCUGGCUGACAACCUGUGUGACAUGGCUGCUCUCAACAACGUGGGACAAACCCCUCUAGAAGUAGCAGAUGACACCCUAGUGGACACUCUGGAGCAGCUGACUAAGAAACAGAACGCUUUGCGUACAGAGAAAGCCAAGCUGUCCCAGCCUCCGGUCAUUGAAACCAGUCCUUCUAUCAAUAUGGCACCAGUUAGACCACGCAGGACCUCAAUCUCUCGUAUGAGCAGCAGAGAGAAGAUCUGCCUCCACGAGAGAGAGAAGCACCCUCCCCCUGCCCUGACCAGCAGCCCAGCCGAAGAAGAAGAGGAGGAGGGAGGACAGGGCCAGCCUGGGACGCAGGGACAGGGCCAGCCUGGGACGCAGGGGACACAGGGCAAGGCCUCCAGCAGCUCCAGCUCAGAAGAGGAGGACGACGAAUCUGAGAGUGAUGCUGAAUCAGAGAAAGCCAAAAACCGAGAGAUCAUCAACAACUUGAACAACAAAUGCAACAGCUCCUCCACCCACGCUACCUCCACGGCAACCAGCACUUCAGGAGACCCGGCCAAAAAGCAGGACCCAGGGAAGCCCCCAGCCCCCGAAGUGGCCCCGAGCUCGGCCCCUGGCGCGGCCCCUGGCUCCUGGAGGACCUCUCUUCGUAAGGCAGGCAGCUCUGUGACCCUGGGUCCUUCAGGGGCCAACGACCCCAGCCAGGAGUCCACCCGCGGGGCCCCUGAGUCUGGCCUGGGCAUAGGGAUGACCCGCUCUGCCUCCAGCCCACGCCUCAGCUCCAACAACACCACCACAGACACCAAGGAACCCAGGACUGCCAGAGUGAACCCCAGUCCAACCAGACGUCUCUUCAGUAUGCCAGACACCAACCCAGAGGGCACUAGCAGCUGGCUGAGUCGUAGCUCCUCUUACACCCGACGCCUCAAUAGUACUGGAAGUGAUCUUAGUAGCUCCACUCCCUCCUUGCCUCUCAGCUCAUCCUAUGGACACAAACCGGAUGACCCCACGGGGACAGGAAGUAGCUCCUCUGUUGGACUCAGUCGACUCAACAUCCUGGUGGCCCAGAGACUGGCUCAGGAGCAGGCAGAGAAGAAGGAGAAGGAGCAGGGUUCUGUCACCACCACGACCGGCGGGAGCAGCGAUCUGGAGACCAAGCAGAGGCGCAAGUCCUACUUGACCCCGGUACGUGAUGAAGAGGCUGAGGCUCAGAGGAAGGCUCGCUCCAGACACGCCAGACAGUCACGGCGAUCCACUCAGGGGGUGACGCUCACAGACCUGAAGGAGGCUGAGAAGACAAUGAAGACUGCACAGACAGACGAAGGGAGAGACAAGACAAUGAAGACCGCACAGACAGACGAAGGGAGAGACAAGACAAUGAAGACCGCUCAGACGGACGAAGGGAGAGACAAGACAAUGAAGACCGCACGGGAGGAGGAGGAGAAGGAAGAGGCCAAUAAGAAGAAAGCAGAAGAGGGGGAAGUAAGCUGGAGGUCCCGUAUCGCCAGCCUGCAGAAGUCUGACCUGUUGGGGCUGACUCAACCGGCCGGGACCCUUCGUCCCCAGACCUCCGGCCAGGACAGGAGUGCAGAAGGGGAGAGUGAGAGUGACCGUAUCGUCAGGGAGAGACGGAGAGCCCGAGCCAGGAGGAGAGCUCAGAGGGCUGGAGAUAGUGAUGACAACGAGCCCAGUGGAGAGGAGGGGUUGGGAGGCAGCGGGCGGGAUCCACAGACAGACAGGCACUCCAGCACCAGGUCCGACGUGUCAUGUAACGACUGUAUCGACAGAGGAGGCGGCUCUGAAACUAAGGAUUACAAGAAGCUGUUUGAGGUGGUGUCCAGGGAGAAUGGUCAGCUCCAGUCUCAGCUGCAGGACACCCAGAGGACCAUCUCUCAGACGAGACUGGACCUGGACAAGGUUACCCAGAGACAAGAGCGGUUCAGUGAUUGUUCAGCCAUGCUCGAGCUAGAGAAGAAGGAGCGACGGAUGUUGGAGCGUCGUGUGGCUGAGCUGGAGGAGGAGUUGAAGGUGCUAGGUGACCUGAGAGCUGACAACCAGAGGCUGAAAGACGAGAACGGAGCGCUCAUCAGGGUCAUCAGUAAACUCUCCAAAUAGACGGAGAGAACGAGAGAGAGACAACAGGGAAGCCCACUCCCUCCCUCCGUCCAUCCACCCCUCCCACCUCACAUUCCUACCAGUGCCAAAGAAUGAAAGACAGAGAGAGAGGAGGGGGGGGGUGUACAAGAAACAAAAAAAGAGAAGACGUAUGGGAAUGUGGUACUCUAAACAACACCAUAUCUUGACUUGAUUGUGACGCCUCUUCUUCCUUUAGUCCUGACCAAUCGCUGUGGCUUGUCGUUGUGUGUGUGUGUGUGUGUCUUAUGCCCACUUUGAAGACAGGACCGUAUCCAUGGCAGGUAGCCGUGACAACUGUGGUCAUGACGACGGCUCGCAUAGUAGCAAAGAGGCGUGACAACAGCCAAAUGCCCAUGGGAUUGUGUUGUAAAAAAAAAAAAAAAACUUUAAAAAAAACAGAAUAUAGACAAUGGGCACAAGGGGGAAAUACUAAUAUGAGCACACACACAUUCCUUCUCUGGGUGCCAUCCACACACACAUUCCUUCUCUGGGUGCCAUCCACACACACAUUCCUUCUCUGGGUGCCA